Messenger RNA from Protopolystoma xenopodis, 378 nucleotides. NCBI's taxonomy places the organism in Eukaryota, Metazoa, Platyhelminthes, Monogenea, Polystomatidea, Polystomatidae. The record is from the annotation of a GenBank genome assembly.
CUGCUCUGCGUCAGCUGGCAGACUGAACAUUCCAGUCACUCAGGGAUGGCCGGCGUCGGUGGCCGGCUCUCUCGUGUAGUCUGGCUCAGCCUAACUCUUGUGCAUCACUUGCUCUCGCUUGGCUCUUCUUUGCCUGUCUCUGGUUGCAGCAACAUUCUUGGUUCGAGUGGUGGCUCGUCGGUCCGCCAACUUCAGGCCAGUCUAUUGAAUCAAGUCUACGCCCAUGUUGGUCUGCUUACUCGGGAGCCGUAUGCUGCUGUACUCUUGGGCUAUCUCAACUACCCAUAUAAUAUUGGCCUCCCUAGGAUAGCUAUCGGUGUGCUGAAGAAGAUCGUUCAGUUCUUUGACAUUGACCUCUUAUGGGUAUUAAAGCUUUGA